AUGGCCCAGGAUACGGCUGCUGCGAAUGGGAAUAAACGAUUGAGAGACGAAACCGACACACUGUCGCCGCCGAAUGCCGACCUCGAGUUGAAGCGUCGCAAAUUCGAGGACGCAGCCCUGCCCGGCGGCCAUGGGCCGGGAAUCGGUCUCGGCUCCAUCGCUGCUGCCAUCUCCGGAGUCUUUGGAUACAACCGGUCGUCGACUCCCGAAAUAACCAGCCAGGAGGCCAUCAAUUCGCGCAGUGAAAACGAUAAGCCUCCGCAACCCGACGCAGCUGCGCCAGCGAUAUCGCAGCCGAAAGCUUCUUCCGUCGCGCCAGCAGCGCCGGUCAACGUGGCCCCGGUCGCUCCAAUGUCGGCCAAGACUGGUAUUCCGGUCGUGCCUCCUCCGCCUCGACUAGAGAUUCAAUUACCCAGCUCGCGCCCUGCGAUCAAGUUAAAGGCGCUCAAGGGGACAAAAUGGGACACUGGCGAGGCCAAUCUGGCCCCGAGGCCGCAAGCGGCCCCGAGUAGGCCUCCACCUCCGAGAAAGACUCCGACGAAGUCAAGGAGUAGAAAGAAGGCUACGUCUACACCUGCGCCUGCGUCUACGCCUGCAAUUGUACCGGCACCUGCACCUGCACCUACACUCGAGCCUGUCGCCAAAGCCGCACCAACUCCCCUCAGAAGCCUCGAGAACAGUGCUGAUGUGCCCCAAGCUUCAACGAACGGCAGCGCGAACGCCAUGAAAAAAACCGCCACAAACGUCACCGCAGACGGCAUCGGUACCGAACCAGUAGCUAACAAAGAGCCAUCACUUCCUACACUUGCCGACUCGCCGACAAAGAAGCGACUAUUAUCCCCCACUGCUUCCGAUGCGCCAAAGAGCAUUCUCACUCCUACUAAGAAGAGAGGCCCUCGGCCUAGCAAAAAUGUCACGUUUGAUGGCAAGGGCUUGUUCGAUCACAUCCCACGAACCGUCAGUGCCAAGAAGCCAGGACGGCCAAAGAAGCUGGAUGAACCUAUAGAUGAUGAAAUUAUUUGCGGCAUCUGCACGAAGCCGCAUUCGAACCCACCCAACGAAAUUAUACUGUGCGACAAUUGCGAUUUUGCAGUACAUCAGGAGUGCUACGGAAUACCAGAAAUUCCCGAAGGUGAUUGGCUGUGCAAGUCUUGUACACAGGAAGAUGUGUCGAAAUCCCUCGAAGCUCAACCGGGGCUAACUCCCGCACCAAUUACCCCGACCGUCGAGGUUCCUGAUAUUCCAAACCUGGAUCGUCAUCUCGGCGCCAUGCAACGCGUGCUGCUAGAUCGUUGCGCUGGCCGACGCCGGAUACGCAUGUUUGGCCAGGAUGAAGCUAGCGACAAGGUUCGGCAGCUUAUCGAACAGACGGUGUUGGCAGGAGAGGGCAACUCUAUGCUGCUGAUUGGGCCUAGGGGAAGCGGCAAGACGACGCUUGUUGAUAAUACCAUUGAAGGUCUAUCGCAAGAAUAUGGACAAGAUUUCCAUGUGGUCCGUCUGAAUGGCUUCAUUCACACCGAUGACAAAAUUGCACUUAGAGAGAUAUGGCGUCAACUAGGUAAACAAAUGAAGGUCGAUGACGAUCUCCUCAAUAGAUCAAACUAUGCGGAUACAAUGGCAUCGUUGCUUGCACUGCUAUCGCAUCCGUCUGAAAUACUGGGUCAAGAUGCCGGCGUCACCUCGCAAGCUGUGGUGUUUGUGAUUGACGAAUUCGACAUGUUUGCCACUCAUCCCCGCCAGACACUUUUGUAUAAUCUAUUUGACAUUGCGCAGUCUCGAAAAGCUCCAAUCGCGGUGCUAGGAUGCACAACGCGUAUGGAUGUCGUUGAGAUGCUGGAGAAGCGUGUCAAGAGUCGCUUCAGUCACAGAUACGUGUAUCUUUCUCUUGCCAAAUCACUGCCGGCUUAUUGGCAAGUUUGUAGGCAAGGACUGAUGCUGGGAGAAGUCGAUGGAGGGAAAGAAGGUCUGCAUGUUAGCCUGGAGGGCUACGCGGACUUUCAGAAAUACUGGAACCAUAAGAUUGAGGAGCUUUAUAAACACCGCCGAUUUCAGGAUCUGCUGCAGUAUCACUACUACACGACGAAAUCACCAUCGGCAUUCUUCUCAGAGUGGAUCCUACCAUUAUCAUAUUUGACGGCCAAGGACUUGACUCUACGUGUGCCUGCAGUCGGGGACUUGACCUCGCUGGCGCCCCCUGACUCUCGGAUGGAGCUGCUGAAUAGCUUGUCAGAGCUGGACCUGAGUCUGCUCAUUGCCGCGGCAAGGCUGGACAUCGUGGUGCAUACCGAUACGGUCAAUUUCGCCAUGGCGUACGAUGAAUAUAGUUCGCUCGUGGGUAAGCAGCGUGUGCAGUCUGCCGCGUCGGGCUUGCUCGCCGUGGGCGGAAAUGUGCGUGUCUGGAGUCGCGGUGUCGCGAGUACGGCUUGGGAGCGUCUGGUUGGAUUGGGCCUACUCGUUCCGUCUGGGAUCGGGGGCGGAAGAACGCUGGGCAGUGGGGGAUUGGAUGGACGUAUGUGGAAGGUGGACGUGUCGCUGGAGGAGAUUCCGGCUGCGGUCAAGCUCAGUGCAGUCAUGGCAAAAUGGUGUCGCGAGAUUUAG
Molecule: messenger RNA, 2598 nt
Organism: Beauveria bassiana ARSEF 2860
Lineage: Eukaryota; Fungi; Ascomycota; Sordariomycetes; Hypocreales; Cordycipitaceae
Product: PHD-finger domain-containing protein
Exons: 4
Coding region: 1-2598 (865 amino acids)
Biological process (GO): DNA replication initiation; DNA replication
Cellular component (GO): nuclear origin of replication recognition complex; nucleus
Molecular function (GO): DNA replication origin binding; ATP hydrolysis activity
Source: RefSeq, a predicted model, not a curated record